UUUUUUCUUUUCUUUUCUUUCUAUCUUUUAUUUUGUAUAUUUUAUUUUUAAAAGAAGAAAGUUUGGUGAAUUUGGUAUUUGAAUUGUAGAUCCUUGGGUUUCUUUUUAAAAAGAAUUCUCGACAGGAUCCAGGAACCUGCUCUCGAACACUUACAUUGAUUUCUUGGUUGUCCAAUUCUGUUCAUUUCCGUCCCUGAUUUCAAAAUUUUGGAAAUUCUAUUUGAAUUCCAGUUCAUACUUUCUGCAAAUCUUCCAUUCCGAACUGAUUUCUUAGAUGAUUACUGAUUAAUAUUGUUCUCCCUGGAAAUGUUAUUAUAUUUCAUCUUCCGAAUCUGGGCCAUUCCAAUGUAUUCUUACAGCAGGUGUCUGUCCUCUCUAGAACUUCAAAGGAUGGUAGUUUUUUCUUUUCUUUUUUGUUCCUAUUGAAUCAACAUUUGUGUUCUAGUAUCAGUGGUUGACAUGAAAUCCAUUUCCUUGCUGUCUUUGAUUCUUUUGUCGACUGUGUCACCUUACUGAUCUUUUGAUACUGUUUUCAACAAGGUUUUAUUUUUUAAAAAAUAAAAAAUUCUAAGGUUAAUUUGUGGUUUCAAGCAUGAAGUUCUUUCUUUCUUACACAAAUUUGGAAUUUGGGUGUAGGUUAGUAUAUGGUUUUCUUUUUUCAACAUUCUUCAUUUUAACGACCUUUUUGAAAUCAUGUGCUUCGAGAAUCUGGUUGUUGUAUUUUCUUGUUAUUUUCUUUAUGUCUUUUUCCCCAUACGAUAAUCACAUGCAAUGGCAGUUCAUUAUAAGAGAACUGUGCGUCAGGCAUGGUUGCCUGAUCACCUGCAUGCUCCGAUGCAAAAUUGGGGAAAACCCAAAUCAGGCAAUGCACAGAGAUGUUGAUUGCCACGGUAAGUUACAAAGAAACUGCAUUUUUUCCUCCACUUGCUAUAGAUUGUAAAUACAGUUUCAUGUCUUUAGGCUUCUUUUUUCUAGCUUACCGUAGUUGUUGCAUUUGCCUCUAUUCCAAAAAUAGCUGAAUGCUAUUUGAAGUUAGUUAUUUGGAAAACUCUUGCAUACCUCAUGUGGGUAUCUAUCAGGUGGGUAAUAACUUGACAUGCAGGAUACCUACACCAUCCAUCAGGUACGUCUCCCUUUAUUUGGCCUUUUAUCCUCUAAAAAUCAGGAGGAUUCUAUUCAGGGUGGGUCACCAUGUCACCCCAUAAAUUAUACCUAAAAACAUUCAUGUGGUAUGGCCCACCUGAGUUUUGGAAUACUAUGAUUUUUGGAUAAUUCUUUGUACCUGAUGAGGCACAUCAGAUGGAUGGAUCGGAUGGCAUACAAACACCGCAGUGGGACCUAUGCAAAAGUAAUGGUGGGCAUCCCACCCAUCCCAACUUUUUCCUAGGGUGUGGCCCACCUCUACCUGAAUUCCUUCUGGUCAUGAUAUUUGGGCCGCAAGGUGAACAUGAUGCAGCGCACCUGAUGGAUGGAGUGGAUCUCAUGGAAAUUCCACCCACUAGGCUCUCAGUCCGCAAGGUUCGAGGUGUCAAUUCCUGAUCUGAUUCUCAAUAUCUGGUCAGCAUGAGUCCGCUGGCACUUGUCUCUCCACCUUAUAUCGAUUUAGAUGCAGAUGAUGCGGAUAUGAUGAUGCAUUUGAAGAGUAUCGAACAUGGGGAUGCUCGCCCUCAUAACGUGAUUAUAGAUCUGAAUCCUCAAACUGUUGCACCCGAAAAUUUGCCUCCGAAUAUGUUGUUCCUUUGCAAUUUGGAGGAGGGAGUUGAAGCACAGGGGGGAUACUGGAAGCUCAUGAGGCAAGACCCAAUAAUAUCGAAGAAUUCUCCUACUGUAGGUUCGAGGACUACUUUGAAAUUCUAUACUGGACAAGCUCCCAAUGGAUAUGGAACUGCUUGGGUUAUGCAUGCAUACACGAUGGAACCAAACGGUUCCAGUUCAUUAUGCAGAGUUUUUUUGGAUGAUGGUCGAAGUCUGAACAAUGUAGAGCCAGAACCACACAACCAAGAUGAUACUGACAUCGACAUCCAACAAGUAUUGAUGAAUUUGUUGGAAGCUGAAGAAAACGAAACCACAAACAGUUCCCAGGUAGAAUUUGAAUUUCGAGUAUUAUUAUUAUUAUUAUUAUUAUUUCCACAUGUUGUUAGGAGGGAGCAUGGGGAAUACCAUCCUGAAGACGAUCUUUUGACAGGAAAUUAUUUGGAAGUGAACGAUCUUCUGACACCUUCUUCCAUUUCAGACAGCACAUGCAUUGCAUCCAUGACUUCGGAUGAGUGCUUCAAUUCAGGGGGCCUGAUGUUUGAUCCAGAGACUGGAAAUACGACCGCAGGUGUCCCAAACAUGGAGCAAUGGCAUGCUGAUUGCAGAUUCAAUGUCUCUGUAUCUCAGGGAUCGCAUCGGAUGGUUAUACAGCCACCACCUUCAGGCUCCCUGCACAGCAACAACAACCCGCAGACCAAAGAAACUGUGGCUUCUGCCACAAUGCCCAAAAGAUUGAGGGUCGCAGAUGCUCCUCUGCCCAGUACUGCUUCUCUUGAACCACAACCCAAUCUGAAGGCCCCAAAUCGUGGGCCCAAGCGGAAUAUGGCAAAUGAAGGUCCUACAAAUCCGCGAGGCGGGACUUCACAUCAUGGCCCGGGGGAAAGGAAGACUGCUGCUAGGAUAGCGAAGCUCAGGAGGAAAUAUUGCUGCUUUUUUCCAAUUUAGAUUUUCUAUUUCUCUACUAGGUAUAUAUAUUUAGUUAUUUAGAUUAGUUUCUAAAAGAAUUAGGUGAUCUUCUCUCCUAAGGUGAUAAGAGGAGUGAAAAAAUGAUAGUAUACAUACAGAGGUCUCAAAUACAACUAGUUGGACCGGUAAGUGGAUCGUCCAACUAGUGCACUGUUGCCUGUGUCAUAGGUUCAUGACAUCCAAUCUGUCCAGCAUGUUGGCCCCACCAUGAAUGUUGAUCAAACCACUCAUCAGUUGGGUCGCUCGUAUCAUAUUGGCACCUGUCCAUUGUUUUCUGGCUUGCAAGCUUGAUUUUGCACCAAGUGUUUGGCAUGCCAGGGCAACCAUUUUUAUUGGUCGGAUUGUGUUUUUUGAAAGGUAACGCUACCAGGAAUUAAACCCUAGAUCAGUCACACACACUACACUGUCUAUAGCAGCUCAUCUAAUAAACAAGAUUUUAUGAGUUGAUCUUGUACGAAAAUUGCACUAGUUGGACGAUCUAUUUAUCAUUGAACUGGUUGCAUCACUUCAAAUUGUAGAAAUAGUACCACUUCCUCUUUCUUUUUCCCACUGUUUUCGUGUUGUCCUUGUGUUCAUAGUACUUUAUAUAUGUAGAGUCAUAAACACGACUAAACCUUCCUUCCUUUUUCUUUGUAUAAAUGAGUGAGAGAAAUGACGUUUGUGUUAUUGCAGAUAUGGAUACUAAUAGAAAAUGUGGUGUUGUACA
Messenger RNA from Magnolia sinica, 3427 nucleotides. RefSeq lists its product as uncharacterized. The coding region runs from base 1564 to 2700 and encodes 378 amino acids. The record is from RefSeq and is a predicted model, not a curated record. Gene Ontology annotation, biological process: regulation of DNA-templated transcription. The transcript is spliced from 6 exons. Gene Ontology annotation, molecular function: DNA binding. Lineage: Eukaryota; Viridiplantae; Streptophyta; Magnoliopsida; Magnoliales; Magnoliaceae.